This is a messenger RNA of Dama dama (fallow deer), 6647 nucleotides long. It is a transcript of the gene RAP1GAP2, whose product is annotated as RAP1 GTPase activating protein 2. The transcript is spliced from 26 exons. Bases 1 to 2319 code for a protein of 772 amino acids. Gene Ontology annotation, molecular function: GTPase activator activity. NCBI's taxonomy places the organism in Eukaryota, Metazoa, Chordata, Mammalia, Artiodactyla, Cervidae. Gene Ontology annotation, cellular component: cytoplasm; plasma membrane. The record is from RefSeq and is a predicted model, not a curated record. Gene Ontology annotation, biological process: regulation of small GTPase mediated signal transduction; activation of GTPase activity.
AUGGCGGGUCGCCGGGCGCCGGGGGAGAAGCGCUGGCAGCUGGUGCGCUGGUACGUGCAGGAGGGACGGUUCCGAAUUGAGGAGAGGACGCUGACAGCCUUCCAGUGGCUCUACAGCCCCCAGCAGCAUCGCAUCCUCAGCCGUGCUGACCUGGAGUCUCCCUCCAGGAUCGACAAGACCAUGCUGGCGAGCCUGAAGGUCAAGAAGCAGGAGCUGGCCAACAGCUCGGAUGUGACCCUCCCAGACCGGCCGCUGUCCCCUCCUCUCACGGCGCCUCCCACCAUGAAGUCAGCAGAGUUCUUCGAGAUGCUGGAGAAGAUGCAGGGGAUCAAGCUUGAAGAGCAGAAGCCGGGACCCCAGAAGAACAAGGAUGACUACAUUCCGUACCCCAGCAUCGAUGAGGUUGUGGAGAAGGGAGGCCCGUACCCCUUGAUCGUCCUGCCCCAGUUUGGGGGCUACUGGAUUGAGGACCCCGAGAACGUGAGCACACCAACCUCCCUGGGCAGCAGCAUCUGUGAGGAUGAGGAGGAGGACAGCCUCAGUCCCAGCACAUUUGGCUACAAGCUCGAGUGCAAGGGUGAAGCCAGGGCCUACCGCAGGCACUUUCUGGGGAAGGAUCAUCUAAACUUCUACUGUACUGGCAGCAGCCUGGGAAACUUGCUCCUGUCCGUCAAGUGUGAGGAGGCCGAGGGCGUUGAGUACCUUCGGAUCGUUCUCAGGUCCAAAGUGAAGACGGUGCAUGAGCGGAUUCCCUUGGCCGGACUGAGCAAGUUGCCCAGUGUCCCUCAGAUUGCAAAGGCUUUCUGUGACGACGCAGUGGGGCUGAAAUUCAACCCUGUCCUGUACCCCAAGGCCUCCCAAAUGAUUGUGGCCUACGACGAGCAUGACGUCAACAACACAUUCAAAUUCGGGGUCAUUUACCAGAAAGCCAGGCAGACCCUGGAGGAGGAACUGUUUGGGAACAAUGAAGAGAGCCCAGCUUUCAAGGAGUUCUUGGAACUGCUAGGGGACACAAUCACGCUGCAGGACUUCAAAGGUUUCCGAGGAGGCCUGGACGUGACCCACGGACAGACGGGGGUGGAAUCAGUGUACACGAUAUUCCGGGACAGGGAGAUCAUGUUCCAUGUCUCCACAAAGCUGCCGUUUACCGAGGGAGACACCCAGCAGCUCCAGAGAAAGAGACACAUCGGGAAUGACAUUGUGGCCAUCAUCUUCCAAGAAGAAAACACACCGUUUGUCCCCGACAUGAUUGCCUCCAACUUCUUACACGCCUACAUUGUUGUGCAGGCCGAGAACCCGGGCACAGAGCCCCCAACCUACAAGGUCGCAGUCACCGCACGGGAAGACGUGCCUGCCUUCGGCCCACCCCUACCCAGCCCCCCUGUUUUCCAGAAGGGCCCGGAGUUCAGGGAGUUUCUGCUCACCAAGCUCACCAACGCGGAGAACGCUUGCUGCAAGUCGGACAAGUUUGCGAAGCUGGAGGACCGGACGAGGGCCGCCCUCCUGGACAACCUUCACGAUGAACUCCAUGCCCACACUCAGGCCAUGCUGGGACUGGGCCCAGAAGAGGACAAGUUUGAGAAUGGGGGCCAUGGGGGAUUCCUGGAAUCUUUUAAGAGGGCCAUCCGCGUGCGCAGCCACUCCAUGGAGACCAUGGUGAGCAGCCAGAAGAAGCAGCACAGCGGGGGCAUCCCUGGCAGCCUCAGCGGGGGCAUCACCCAUAACAGCGUGGAGGUCACCAAGACGACCUUCUCGCCUCCGGUGGCGGUGGCAACGGCGAAGAACCAGUCACGGAGCCCCAUAAAGCGGAGGUCGGGGCUCUUCCCCCGUCUGCACACGGGCUCUGAAGGCCAAGGGGACAGCCGGACACGAUGUGACAGUGCGUCCAGCAACCCCAAGACCCCAGAGGGCGGACACUCUUCUCAGGAGAUAAAGUCUGAGACCUCAUCCAACCCCAGUUCUCCGGAAAUCUGCCCCAACAAGGAGAAGCCCUUCAUCAAAUUGAAGGAGAACGGCCGAGCCAACAUCUCCCGCUCCUCCUCCAGCACCAGCAGCUUCAGCAGCACGGCGGGGGAGGGCGAGGCCAUGGAGGAGUGUGACAGUGGGAGCAGCCAGCCGUCCACAACCUCUCCCUUCAAGCAGGAGGUGUUUGUCUACAGCCCGUCCCCAAGCAGCGAGAGCCCCAGCCUGGGGGCAGCCGCCACCCCCAUCAUCAUGAGCCGGAGUCCAACAGACGUCAAAAGCAGAAACUCCCCGAGGUCAAACCUGAAAUUCCGCUUUGAUAAGCUCAGCCAUGCCAGCUCCAGUGCGGGUCACUAAUGUGAAAGAGGAGUCCUUCGCUUGUCAAAGGGAAGCCCUGAUUCUGUCUCGGAGAAGGCUCCUAUUCCAGCAGUUUGGGGGUGCCAUCCACUACUCUGACCAUCACAGGCUUGCUUUUCCACUGGCCACCUGGCCACCAGACAAGCUGUCUGUCCCAGUGUCCCGACCUGGCCACAGCCUUGCCCGUCCCUGCCAGCACCUCCCCAUCUCUGGACAAGGCCUCAUUCCUCCAGGCUACCCCCGCUCCUGACUGCCCGAUGUGAUGUGUGUCUGGGUCAUUUGUCAUCUUGUUUUGUCUGCAGGGGAAAGAGUUGGGCAAGGGAAGAGGGGGAUCUGGGUACCAGUCAGAGUCCAGAGAGGCAGAGAGAGUGGUGAGGUGGGCAGGAGAGGCUGACAGCAGGGCACUACACCCAGGCAGGGGCAGCGCCGUGUCCUGGACGUGGUAGGCAGGAGGCUGCAGCCACACUGAGCAUGUCUCCCUUCCCCAAAGCAGAUGCACUUAGUGGUGGUAGAGGGAGCAUUUUUCUAAGAAUCUAGAUUUGUAGUCGUCCUUGAAGGCGUCCUGAUAGAAACCGGUUCUGCUGCUCCUACGUGUCUGGAGCUCCCAACAUCUACUUGCUUCUGUGCUGGGAGUUUCUUACCCACCUGCUAACGUCAGGCCAGACUGCUUUUGCCCCUGCUGCCCCUGGAUCUCGAGCUGUGCGGCCGGGUGAAGCUGAGACACGCAGCUGGGCACGUGUGGGAGGCGUGUUCUUCUUGGACGGCUUCACUUCCUGCAGGAAAGCGGUAGCUGCCGGGAAAGUCGUCAGCCUCUCCCCUUUGAGCGGAUGCCUUUCCCACAAAGGGGUGGGCAGCGGGGGUGGGAGGGUAUUCAGGGAGAGCCAGGAGCAUGCAGGAGCGUUGGCCAAGGAGAACCUCAGGGCCAAGGGCUGACUGGGAGCCAAGUCGCUGCUGGCUGUGGAGGUUCACGGGAGCCAUAGAGAGUUACUUCCAUCCCCCACUUAGAGGGGAGCCCAAGAGGCGGGGUGGGGGACAAUUGGAUGGGUUGGUCUAGCUUAGGUGUGGGUAUGGGUGGUGUCUUUCUGCAGUUUAGAUGUCUGGCCUCCACCAGCGCCCUGGGGGAUUCUUUCCAGCUACUAAGCCCUUUGGUUUUAUCAGGGCUUGAUCCACCCUAAAUCUUAAAUCCUUCUUUUCUCCUCUCCAGCCACAAGUCUGUAAGCAUUUGUCACAUGAGUGGGAUUCCUGCAACCUAGGUCCCUGCUGGGUAUAGUUCAGACACUAUCCGUUAUCUGCACCCUUACCCUUUGCUGGGCUGAGCUGGCUUGCUCUCUGAGAAGUGGGCCCUCCUUUCUUCUCAGCCAUCUGUGCCAGCGAUAGGUCAUUUCUGUUGACUGGCCGUGCUGGGGUUUAAGGUAAGGAGGUGUCCUCCGAGUUAAACAGAGUCUGGAGAGCAGACCCUUGAGGGGUGCCACAGCUCCAAGUGUGUAUGGGGCCUCAGUGACACACAGCUGCCGGGGUGAUACCGCUAGGCUCCUGUUUCAAUGAGCAGAUUACAUGGGCUUCCAACUAAAUGCUGUAUUUGCAUCGGGAUCUGGGCCUAUCCCCAAAGCAAGACAUAAAAAUGUUGCACUCGUUUUUUGACUGAUGUGACAAUUUCCCCAUUGUUUUUGCUUUUAGAGCAAAAUCUUGGUCCUUCAUCCCCAACUCACGUGAACUCUGUGGGAUCCUAUUUAUAGGUUGGGUGGACCUCUCCCCUUCACACUAUCUGGGAAAUGUGUUUACUUAAAGUACUAGUCCGGUUAGAUUUAUCCUGGUUAGAAGGUCAACAGUGUCUAUUUAGCUUUUAUUAAAGAUCCCCAUAGCAGCACCCAUGGCUGGAAUGAGGCCCGUGGAUUCUGGCAGCAUUCUCUUGGCUGGGCUUCUGAAAGAGCUUGAAAGGUCAAACUCCAUUUCUUUAAAUACUGUUCCAGGUUCUGGCUGGCUUCUCCGAGUAGCUGGUAUUUACAGUCGCCUGGUGGUUGUGCUGUGCUGUUUGUCAUGCUCUGGGGGUCCCCUGGGGUUUUCAGGUGGUCUCCAUUCUGUCCUACUUGGGAACCUUCCACCCACCUUCCCCCACUGCUCUGGCUGCUCUCUCUGCAGCCCCCACCUCCUGGGAGGGCUCUGCUCCCUGCCUCUGAGCCAGUGGCCGGGAUGAUCGCUCCGUGUGUCCAGAGAAACUGAGAGGCGUAUGUGGGCUUCCUAAGAAACACACCCGAGAAGUAGCCUCUACCCUCUGUGUGCUGAUGGAGAUGCUCUGGGCAGGAUCUGAAAUGUCCCUCCCUCACUUCAUCUAGGAAGUUUAUUUUGUGGCUUCUAGAGUGUACCCCACUAGCCCCACUGAGGUCCAAGGCUGUGGAGGAGAGGGAGAACGAGGACAGGCCAGUCUCCUGUUGUCCCCUGGACCAUGCGACUGACAGCUUGGGUUCCUGAAGGCUGCUCGCUCCAUCCCCUCUUGCAUUGCUCCAGAAUGUCUUUCCUUUUAUUGCCCCAUCUAGUCUUGGGGCUCAAAGGUUGCUCCAGCCUCCUUGGUCUUUAUGACUAGACUCAUCCCUGAUGGUGUUCUUGCUGGUAUUUGAGGUGUCCCAUCAGAGACGUAUUUCCUGGAUGUAACUUUGGCUCUGGGACCUCAUGGAAGAAGCUAUACUUUUCAGUUCUGUUGGGCAUCCAUAUGCCUCUACUGAACUGAGGCUUAAAAACAGAUGCAGAGAGAACUGAAGGGAGAAGGUCUUAGCUAGAGUUUCUAUCUCUGUUAAUGGAUGGAAAUGGGAAAAACAUUCUGUGCUUCAGCCUUGUCAGCUUCAUCUCCAUGUCCAAGCCUUCCGGGUGCCUUUUAGCAUCUAAUCCAACCGUGUCAUCUUCCAAAUGAGAACCUUCAGGUCCAGUGAAAGGAAACAGCUUGCUUGAGGUCACAUAGCCAGCUGGUGGCAAAACUGGGAUGAGAAUCCACAACCCAGAGCCGUUUCUUCGGCACUACCUAUGUGGUUGGUGGAACAAGAGACUGGAUUUACCGGGGCCGUGAGAUCUGAGGAAGCCAGUGAGCCAGUUUCUUGGCACUGGUUGGGAGGUAUCAGCCACAAGAGCUGGUGGGUCUCAGUCUCAGCCUCUGUUCUUUUCAGCAGGAGGGAUGUUCUUUGGGAUUUUUUCAGUGAGGGUCCUGGGGAUUGGCUGCAGCUCGCGCAAAGAAAACAAGUAGGGAAAGAGAUUUCAGGGGACUGUUCCUCAGUGACAUUAGUUCUUCAGUCCCUAUCUGUAAUGAGGGCAUAGGCCUGGGCCAAGAUGCAGUUAACCAAACCUCACUUUCCUUUUUUUUUUUUUUUUUAGUUAAGGAGAAAAGGGGUAAAAGGAAACUCUUUGAACUCUCCCUGAUUGUUAAACAAAGGUAGUCAGUAAGAACCUCAGCUCAAGGGAUGAUAGCCCAUUUCAUGUUCUUACCCUGACGUUUAAGGUGCCAACUCAAACACUACCUUCAUUCAUUCUUAGUCAACAGAGACAGGUCUGUUGUGGGGGGACGGUCGAGGUUCAAACAGAUCUCGUGGCUGCCAGUGGCUGGCAGGGGCCCCAUGGCUCUCUCAGAGCAGGGCGAGUCAGCAGUUUGCCAGGGCUCUUCCUACCACCUGGGGGCCCCGACUGGGGCAUUCUGUUCUGCUCUGAUGGCUGUUUUAUCGCCAGUUCCUUACCCACCCAACCCCACAGCUCCCUCCUUUCAGCAGGACCCUGUGCCUCUUUGGGAGAAAGGAGAAACCCCCCACUAAGGCCAAGGAUGGUGGAGUCCUGCCUAGUGAGACACUAUUGGGAGGCGAGGGCACUGUCCUGUCCUUAUCAGUCCCAGGGAGAGAGUGUGUGGCUGGAAAACUGGAAUUUAAAUGCCAUCGUUUCUGAUUUUGUGACAUUUCUACUUGGAAGGGUUAAUCCCCCGCUUCCUGCUCCUUAGCAUGUGUGUCCACUCUCCCCUCUCCCGGGCGUUGCCCUUCCACACUCCAGCCUGGGGAGUGCCGCUGUUUACGUGUGAAGAGAUUCCUCUGUGUGCUAGAACCUGCAAAGUGUAGCUUGGAGAUGAUGAUCCAUGUGAUGAUGACUUUUCUGUCUUUCCUCUUUCAGAGGAGGUGAUUUGUAGACCCCCACCCCCACCUGCCUAUGUAAUGUAAAUAGUGUACAUUUAAUUUAUUGCUAUGGUAGCACAUUGUAUUUGUUAAUGUAUAAAACAAAUUCUAAAAGGUUGACAAAUGUAUAUUUUGUUGCUUAAAUGUGUCUUUGCAGAAAUUGACAAUAAAUAAGAUAUUUUGUGUCCA